AUGAUGUAUAAUAUUGAGAAGGAUGGACAGCAGGAUCAGAAAAUGUGUUCCACGUUGGAAAACAAGGAGAGGGAAAAGGAGUUAUGUAAAUUAUUAUUAAGAAUAUUCUUCUGGAUGGAUGGAUUAAGGCAACAAGUGCCGAAUGUCAAGGGAGGCAGCACUGGGCAGAUGAUUUGGAUACGAAGGAACGAAGAGACGAAGGUAAAAAAGGAAGAAGAGGAUCUGGAACAUUAUUAUAGAUGUUUAAUUGGAAAAGUAACCUUAGUAAAAAUGUUAGGCAAGCAUUGUAAGUUAAAAGAUGUAUCAGACGUUGUUAUGAAGGAUGUGGGAAAUAUGAGAACAAGGAUGAAUAUUCCGGGUGGGAAUAAAUUCUGUAAGGACGUGGAUUUCGGGAGUUUAAGAAUAGGGGGUACGUUCAUGUGGGGGAAAAUUAAAGAAUGGAUAGAUGCUUUUACUAUUGCAGGCAGUUAUGGUGUUGAGUUACCGGAAGUAGAAAAAGGACAGAGCAAACUACACGACAUACAGAAGAAGGGACAAAAGAAGGAAAUUUGCCCAGAGGGAGAAGUAGAAUUGGACCCAUCUAUCUUAGAAAAAUUAGAAAUAAAAUUCAUCGACGAUAGUGAAGACCUGUCUCUAGACGAAGCCAUUGACCCUCCCGGAAAGGAAACUUCAGGAGGGAAGAAGGAGUUAGAGGAAGUAUUGAAGGAAGCGAUGGAAGCGAAUGACAGGGAAGAAGCUUUCCUAGCGAAGACUUUACAGGAGUUAUUGUUGAAAAAACAUCUAGAGAAUAAGGCAAAAGUUGAAAAGAAGAAAGCAGAAGAACAAACAGCAACACUCACAGCAACUUCCCCAGGUAAAUAA
Plasmodium coatneyi is the source of this 861-nucleotide messenger RNA. RefSeq lists its product as uncharacterized. NCBI's taxonomy places the organism in Eukaryota, Apicomplexa, Aconoidasida, Haemosporida, Plasmodiidae. The coding region runs from base 1 to 861 and encodes 286 amino acids. The transcript has a single exon. The record is from RefSeq and is a predicted model, not a curated record.